Messenger RNA from Tarenaya hassleriana, 3392 nucleotides. Its product is annotated as phospholipase D zeta 2. Lineage: Eukaryota; Viridiplantae; Streptophyta; Magnoliopsida; Brassicales; Cleomaceae. Gene Ontology annotation, molecular function: D-type glycerophospholipase activity. Gene Ontology annotation, biological process: phospholipid catabolic process; phosphatidic acid biosynthetic process; intracellular signal transduction. Bases 58 to 3258 code for a protein of 1066 amino acids. Gene Ontology annotation, cellular component: plasma membrane. The record is from RefSeq and is a predicted model, not a curated record. The transcript has 17 exons.
UGAAUUUUUUUGUACGAACGACAUUGCCGGAGAACUGGUGAGGACGGGGGCGAAUCAAUGUCGACGGAGAAACUGCUAGACCGUCACGGCGUUAAGUCCGACGACGUGAGAAGGACCAAAACCGACGCGGCGGCGGAGACGCCGUUAUCUCACGGCGGAUUUCAGAUUUUCGAGGAGCUUCCCAAGGCUACGAUCGUGUCGGUGUCGCGACCCGACACCGCCGAUAUCAGUCCCCUGCUUCUUUCUUACACCUUGGAGCUUCAGUAUAAACAGUUCAAAUGGACAUUACAGAAGAAAGCUUCUCAGGUUCUCUCCUUGCAUUUCGCUUUAAAGAAACGUUUGCUCAUCGAAGAACUCCACGAGAAGCAAGAACAGGUUAAAGAAUGGCUGCACAGCUUGGGGAUAGUAGAUUUGCAGGGCUCAUCGGUUGUGCAAGACGAAGAUGAACCAGACGAUGGAGCUGUUCCUCUGCAGUAUUCUGAAGACGGUGUCAAGAACAGGGACAUUCCGUCUCGUGCAGCGUUGUCGAUUAUCCGACCAACGAUAGGGCGGUCGUCGCAGUGCCUUGUGGAGCAAGGAAGAGUCACGAUGCAAGGAUACCUCAAUCUCUUCCUCGGAAACUUGGACAUCGUGAAUUCACGAGAGGUCUGCAAGUUUCUGGAAGUUUCUAGGCUCUCCUUCGCUAAAGAGUACGGGCAGAAGAUGAGAGAAGGUUAUGUCAUGGUGAAUCAUCUCAGGAACGUUCCAGAGCCAGAUGGUAGCCGUAGCCGAUGCUGCCAUCCCCUUCACUGGCUCGGUUGGUUCGGAACUGGCUGGACAAAGGUCUGGGCGGUUCUGAAACCGGGUUUCUUGGCAUUGCUUGAAGAUCCUUUCAGCACAAAGCUACUAGACAUCAUCGUUUUCGACGCAUUGCCCUUCCAAGAUGUGAAAGAGAGUUCUGAGAAGCCGGGUUUAGCCGAGCAGACGAAGGGACGGAACCCGUUACAUUAUGGGUUUAGGGUGAGAAGCGGAAGCAGAAGCGUGGAUCUGAGAACGACGAGCUGUGUUAAAGUCAGAGAGUGGGUUACUGCCAUAGACGAGGCUGGCUGGUGCAAUCCUCACAGGUUUGGCUCGUUCGCUCCACCCAGAGGCUUGACCCAUGACGGUAGCCAGGCUCAGUGGUUCGUGGACGGUCACACCGCCUUCGAAGCCAUAGCUUCUGCCAUUGAAACCGCUAAAUCAGAGAUAUUCAUGACGGGUUGGUGGCUAUGCCCGGAGCUAUAUCUCAGACGGCCGUUUCAAGAUCACGCUUCUUCCCGGCUCGAUUCGUUGCUCGAGGCGAAAGCAAGAGAGGGCGUCAAGAUCUACGUUCUUAUGUACAAGGAAGUGCAGAUCGCGUUGAAGAUCAACAGUAUGUACAGCAAGAAACGGCUUCAGAACAUUCACAAGAACGUUAAAGUUCUUCGAUAUCCCGACCAUCUCUCCACCGGCAUUUAUCUCUGGUCUCACCACGAGAAGAUUGUGAUUGUGGAUUACCAGAUUUGCUUCAUAGGAGGGCUCGAUUUGUGCUUCGGCCGCUACGACAACAUGGAACACAAGAUCAGUGACUGUCCUCCUUACAUUUGGCCAGGAAAAGAUUAUUACAAUCCCAGAGAAUCCGAGCCGAAUUCGUGGGAAGACACGAUGAGAGACGAACUGGACCGGAGAAAGUACCCGAGAAUGCCGUGGCACGACGUCCAUUGCGCUCUCUGGGGACCCCCUUGCCACGAUAUCGCUCGACAUUUUGUUCAACGGUGGAAUCACUCUAAGAGAAACAAGGCUCCGAACGAGCAGGCGAUACCGCUGCUAAUGCCGCACCAUCAGAUGGUUCUUCCUCAUUACAUGGGAAGCAGAGAGAUCGAUAUCGUGUCUAAACCCGAAGGAGAGAAUGAGAGAUCUGGUCUGAGCAGACAAGACUCGUUCUCUUCCACCUCUCCGACUCUCGACAUCCCACUGCUUCUCCCGCAAGAAACCGACGCAGAAUUCGCAUCUCGAGUGCCUUCGGGAGAGCUGAAGAAACCGAGCAGUGGCUCGGGACAAGAUCUCUGUCCAGAAGAAGUUAAACCGGAUGAGUUUUCUGACAAAACUUGCGAAGCUAGCAACCAGGACGAAACGACGGACAACUGGCCGCUGGAGAUCGGACAACGAACGGAUUGCAGGUGUCAGAUCAUCAGAAGUGUCAGCCAAUGGUCGGCCGGAACGAGCCAGCCCGAAGAAAGCAUUCACAAGGCUUAUUGUUCUCUCAUCCAAAACGCUGAACACUUUAUCUACAUAGAGAAUCAGUUCUUCAUUUCGGGGCUCGAGAACGACGACACGAUCCAAAACCGCAUUUCGGAAUCGCUGUACAGACGCAUCUUGCAGGCUCAUGAAGAGAAGAAGCGUUUCCGCGUCGUGAUCGUGAUUCCUCUCCUCCCUGGGUUUCAGGGCGGAAUCGACGAUUUCGGAGCGGCCACGGUACGAGCGUUAAUGCACUGGCAGUACCGUACAAUCUCCAGAGGAAGAACAUCGAUUUUGGACAACCUCAGUGCAUUGCUCGGUCCCAAGACUCAGGACUACAUCUCUUUCUACGGUCUGAGAUCGUAUGGACGUCUGUUUGAAGGCGGUCCGGUCGCCACCAGCCAGGUUUACGUGCACAGCAAAUUAAUGAUCGUCGAUGACCGCAUCGCCUUGAUCGGAUCUUCCAACAUAAACGACCGGAGCUUGCUAGGUUCCCGAGAUUCCGAGAUCGGAGUGGUGAUUGAAGACAAAGAUUUCGUAGAAUCUUCGAUGAACGGAGAGCGAUGGAUGGCCGGAAAAUUCUCCUACAGUCUCAGAUGCUCAUUGUGGUCGGAGCAUCUCGGCCUUCAACCCGAAGAGGCGAAAAAGAUCGAAGAUCCGAUAUCAGACUCAACAUACAAGGAUCUGUGGAUGGCGACGGCUAAGAUGAACACACAGAUUUACCAAGCAGUAUUCUCUUGCAUCCCGAAUGAACAUAUCCACUCCAGAGCGGCAUUACGAUACAACACAUCUGUUUCGAAAGACAAGUUAGGGCAUACAACGAUCGAUCUCGGCAUAGCUCCUGAGAGGCUAAAGCCAUUUAGCAACAGAGAAUCCGACUUCUUCCUCGACCCGAUGGAGAGGUUGAAGGAGACGAAAGGACACCUUGUCUGUUUUCCGUUGCAGUUCAUGUGUCAAGAAUCAGAUCUCAGACCUUUUUUCAACGAGACCGAGUUCUACACUGCCCCUCAAGUCUUCCAUUGAUGAUACCUAUCCAGUAGUUUUGCUUCAUUUCGGUUACACAACCGUAACCGGUCCUGUCUGGUGCCGGUUUGCAUAAACCGGCUCGAGAUCAUGUCAGUUCAGGAGGGAUCGAUGCAAAUUACCAUCGGUUUACU